AUGGGAUUCGUGAUCCCGAUCGCAUUGGCCAAGCUGCUGUUCUACUCGGUCACCCUGUGGAACGCAUUCAAGGCCCUCAAGGUACCCAAGCACCGCCGGAAGAUCCCUCGGCCAGUCCUCAACCGGGAAACGAACGCAAGUGCAGUGCAGACAGCCCCCUCAUGCGACCCUCUCAGCGCGGCUCAAAAGACACGCAGGACGAGGAUAAAGGAGAUGACGAAAGUCUGUUUGGUUUGGGUCGUCUGGACGCACUCGAAACGAUUUCUAGAUUGGAUAGCCUGGGCCAUCCCGUGGUAUGAUGAAUUCAACUUCGCCUUUCUGGUCUGGUUAAUUAUCAUGGGGCCCUCGGCUGCCGACACAGUAUUCAGGCAUACGAUCCAACGAAUGGCGGCACCUUAUGAGCAAUCAUUCGAUUUAACACUUGGUACAACCCAUGAAGCCUUGCAACUCAUCAUGUACCUCAUAACCUGUGGACCAAAGACUCUUCACUUGAAGUGGGAGCGCUGGAAGGCUCGUCAGUUCAACAAAUCGCUGCUUUCAACCACCAACGCUACAGUCCCUCCGAGUAGAUUACCCGUUUUGAACCCAUAUUCGUCCCGUUUUCAACAUUUAAAACCCCAGCAGACACUGCCGUCCGACCGAGCUGUGUCGAACACGGUUUCAUCCACGUCUGCUAACUCAACAUACUUACUCGUACCGGAGAGGAAACCGAUCCUGAGUCGGAAGCUCUCUGCCGGAUACAAGCGGGCUGUAUCGAACAGCAGACCCCAGCCUUUCUUGGGAGACCCUGGAUUAUUCAGCACGCGAUCGGUUUCCACCAACCGGGCUGUAUAUCCCUUCAGAUCCGCACAGGGUUCGGGUCGAAGUGGCACGAGCUUCGCCACUUCAAUUGAAAACCAACCUUUGCGACUCUCGGCGAAGAUCAACAUGCAACAACCCAAAACCCAUUCACCUCAUCACCCAGACGUCAAACCGGUGCACGACCAAGAGGAUGAGAUCAAUUCAAUCAUCAUCCAUGAUGAUAGUCUGAUCUCUGCUCAUGAUCCCAGCCCGGCCCCGGCAGACUCAAUCUAUGGUCCUCCAGUCAAAGUAGGCCGUCAGAAACGCACCCGCAACACGAAUGACGAGCUCGAGGCACUCGCCCUUCGCAAAGCGAAGAAGGCCAUCCGUAUUUCCUCCACCAAACGACCUGAGAAAGCGAGUACUUCGAAAACCAAGAAAGCGCCUAUCCGAGGCCCUACUGUCACUUCAGCUUCCACCGCUCAGAUAACCCAGGAACCUAUCAAUCCCUCCGGUCCACCAGCCGCCAAAGAUACCUGUGACGCUGUUGAAGACAACGUGUCCUGGCAGCUCCCUCCAAAUGCCGCUCUCCCCAGACCAGACCCAACGCUCUCGCCCAGCAAAGCACCAGCUCCUACGGUUAAGCGACGGUUGCAUAAUCCAGAUGAACCCCUUCCACUCUCAAAGUCGCUGAAGAUCGCCCAUCAUGGAGCAAUCGAUCUCUCAGAUCUCUCGCAACCCCAGCACCAACACAUCCGAGAGCAAGCUCUGGAUAGUGUCCGCUCACUGACAUCUACCGACCGUCUUCCCUCUCUGAACCGAUCUACCGGACGACUAGCCUCUCGCUUUCCUCCCAGUUCUACCUCCACCAGCAAUCGAUCUGCUUCUACAACAACCACUAGUCCCCAUUCCAAGAAACCUUCCUCGAGCCCUUCCAAACCUAAACAUCUCGUCAGGAAACGCGAGAUCUCAGGCAAGGUUGGUCAACAGAAUGUCCGCAUGGUCGCCAAGAAAUUCGACCUUCUACACUCUUCCCCCCGUCCUUCUUCGUCUUCGAAACCCUAUAGCCAUCCUUCGCCCAAACCUGCUCGCAUCAGGUCUCGUUCCGAGCAGGAUUGUAGCCAUCUAGGGCCUGGCUCCAGUGGAAAGAGUCACGAAUCAGUCGAACCUCUUCCUUUACAGGAUGGUCAUAUUGUCGACCCUGUUUUUCAGAACGAAGCGGACACCUUUAUCCCCCCUCUCUCUCAGAAAACCAAUACUGUUGACUCCGACUUGCCUCAACAAUCCGGACUUGACCCGUCCGCCAUACCUACUGAAUCUCGACCAUUACCUACACCAUCCGGAUUAGGAAUUCACCCCUCAUGA
Puccinia triticina is the source of this 2145-nucleotide messenger RNA. RefSeq lists its product as uncharacterized. The transcript is spliced from 4 exons. The record is from RefSeq and is a predicted model, not a curated record. Lineage: Eukaryota; Fungi; Basidiomycota; Pucciniomycetes; Pucciniales; Pucciniaceae. Bases 1 to 2145 code for a protein of 714 amino acids.